Messenger RNA from Adineta steineri, 540 nucleotides. NCBI's taxonomy places the organism in Eukaryota, Metazoa, Rotifera, Eurotatoria, Adinetida, Adinetidae. The record is from the annotation of a GenBank genome assembly.
AUGUUAAAAUUCUUAAAAUUACUUCGAUUUAAUAAACGUAUUCAAAUGCUAUCGAAAUCAUUGAGUUAUGCUCAACAAGAUUUAAGUUCAUUUGGAUUUGUAUUUUUAAUAUUUAUAUUAGCAUAUGCACAUAUGGGUUUUGCUGUAUUUGGUCGUUCACUUAUUAAUUUUAAAACGUUUACAAGUUCAUUAACAACUUGUUUUCGAAUGCUUUUGGGUGAAAUCAAUGCUCCUGAUAUGUUUGCUGUUAGUCGACUCUAUGGUAUAUUUUAUUUUCUCUCAUUUAUUAUGCUUGUAUUCAUCGCUUUAUUAAGUAUAUUUAUAACAAUUUUAAAUGAUUCAUUUGCACAUAUUAAACGAGAAUUAGCUGCAAAAGAACAUAGAAAUGAAAUAAUGGAUUUUAUGUGGUCGACAUUUCGAAAAGUUGCUGGAAUAAAUAAUCGUAAAAUGUCAGGCGGUGAAGAUGAUUUAUUGAAAAUGGGACGUAUGAAUAGAGAUCGUAAAGUUCCAUUGGCUCAAUUUGAUCGCGAUGUAAUUUAA